AGAUAAAAAGGAUAAAAGAGGAGGAGAGGGUUGCCGUGGUGGUGGUGGUGGUGGUGGUUUUCGUCUUCCUCUUCGUGUGAGGAACGUAGCAGAGUGUUGGAAAUAUCGAGCGUGAGCGCCGGCGUGGCGCUGCUUACGACGGCGCCUAUAUAAAUGCAGAAUGUCGGCGGAUGCACUCAGUACGUGUCAUGCUUUUCCAGUGGAAGGGUUGUCCGUGAUGGCGGCCCGUGUGCGGUUGAAGAUGCAAUGCGGCACCGUAUCGUUGCCGCUCGUUGUUUUCAUUGUAGUGUGCGGUGUGGAUCUUGUGUGUGGAAUGUUCGAGCAUAGGCAUUGUAGUCAUCAACAUCUCCGUCCACACGAGGUGAUACACGGUGUCCAUAUUGAACCGGCACACGAAGUGAAAAAACGUAGCAUAAGUCAACCCCUUCGUAUUCUUCUUUCUUACGACGAAAGUGUAUUUAGGUGAGUAAACAAAGAAAACAAAAGAAAAGAAACAAAAGGUAUUAAACAUAAAACUAGGAAAAUUUUGUUAUAGGUCAAUCGAUAAACGAAAUAAAUAUAUCAAAAUGUAGCACGAUAUAUCAAAAUGUAAUUCGAUAGAUCGAUCCGAAUGUUCCAUUCGUAUCUAUCCUAUUCACGUAGUACUUCGUUAAUCGUCAAACAUGAUUUUGGUAAAUGUCGGUGUAUCACCCUGAUUGCGAUUUCAAAUACCGCGAAUGUCGAAAUCG
This is a messenger RNA of Polistes canadensis, 728 nucleotides long. RefSeq lists its product as uncharacterized. The coding region runs from base 161 to 466 and encodes 101 amino acids. Lineage: Eukaryota; Metazoa; Arthropoda; Insecta; Hymenoptera; Vespidae. The transcript is spliced from 2 exons. The record is from RefSeq and is a predicted model, not a curated record.